Messenger RNA from Echinococcus granulosus, 204 nucleotides. RefSeq lists its product as hypothetical. The coding region runs from base 1 to 204 and encodes 67 amino acids. The transcript has 3 exons. The record is from RefSeq and is a predicted model, not a curated record. NCBI's taxonomy places the organism in Eukaryota, Metazoa, Platyhelminthes, Cestoda, Cyclophyllidea, Taeniidae.
AUGCAGCUUUCAACGUCAUCAAAAUAUAUGACAUCUUUGAUUAAUGCAAAGAGAUCAUAUUUGAGUUCGCAGAAGGGAAUUACUUCUAUCCCAAUUGGUUUAAAUGAAGAAAAUAGGAAUUUAGCACUCGAUUUCUUCAUAAGCUCUAAGGCAAUUGCUACUUCUAAGCACUCACAUGAGCGUCAUUUGCGUCAUGCAUUUUAA